AUGGCAACUUUAAAAGAGAUCCUCACUCGCCGCCCGGUCGCCGCCACGAUCAGGCUGACGGUGCCAGCCGGUGCCGCAAGGCCGGCUCCUCCGGUGGGUCCAGCUCUGGGUCAGUACCGACUCAAUUUAAUGGCUUUCUGCAAGGAUUUCAAUGCCCGUACACAAAAGUACAAGCCAGACACGCCGAUGGCGGUGACGAUUACGGCGUUCAAAGACAACACCUUCGAGUUCACUGUUAAGUCUCCUUCAGUCACGUGGUACCUUAAAAAGGUGGCGGGGAUCGAGUCCGGUAGCGGCCGGCCUGGGCACGUGGUGGCCUCGACGUUGUCGCUUAAACAUAUUUAUGAGAUAGCAAAAGUUAAACAGUCGGACCCGUAUUGCCAGUAUAUGCCGUUGGAGAGUAUUUGUAAGUCCAUUAUUGGGACUGCCAACAGUAUGGGGAUUAAGGUUGUUAAGGAAUUGGAUUAAAUUACAUCAGUGUUUAGGGUUUUGUCUAAACAAAAAUUUUGAAAUGUUUGUACUUUUUUUAUUCGGUGGAUACGAAUUGUUUUUGUUUUCUUAA
Molecule: messenger RNA, 562 nt
Organism: Pistacia vera
Lineage: Eukaryota; Viridiplantae; Streptophyta; Magnoliopsida; Sapindales; Anacardiaceae
Product: 54S ribosomal protein L19, mitochondrial
Exons: 1
Coding region: 1-468 (155 amino acids)
Biological process (GO): translation
Cellular component (GO): large ribosomal subunit; ribosome
Molecular function (GO): structural constituent of ribosome; large ribosomal subunit rRNA binding
Source: RefSeq, a predicted model, not a curated record